AUGCCCGGGACAAUUCUUCGCUAUCUCGCGACGCCUAUUCUUAGGCAGUCAAUGCGACAACCAUUGGCCCGACCCUCGAUCUCACCCUUCCUGCCGACCUUCCAAACGGCCUUCCGACCAGCCAUCCGCUCCUUCUCCUCCACCCCCGUCCAGAAUGCCACGUUGAUGCAGGUGCUACGGGGCUGCCGAAAAGGAAAGAAGGCGAGACACGCGGUGUCUCCAGCCCUUGCCGAGCGAAAGUCCCCUUUCCAGAAGGGAGUCUGCCUCAAGGUCGGAAUCACGAGGCCCAAGAAGCCUAACUCGGGCGAGCGAAAAACGGCGCGUGUACGAUUGACGACGGGACGAGUGGUUACGGCUUACAUUCCCGGUGAGGGCCACAACAUUCAGCAGCACAGCGUUGUGCUCGUGCGUGGUGGACGCAGUCAGGAUUGUCCCGGUGUGAGGUACCACUUGGUUCGUGGCGCGCUCGAUUUGGGAGGUGUUACUGGACGGUCGACGAGUCGAAGCAAGUAUGGAACGAAGAAGCCCAAGAAGGCGACGGUCAGCUAG
Molecule: messenger RNA, 549 nt
Organism: Scedosporium apiospermum
Lineage: Eukaryota; Fungi; Ascomycota; Sordariomycetes; Microascales; Microascaceae
Exons: 3
Coding region: 1-549 (182 amino acids)
Biological process (GO): translation
Cellular component (GO): ribosome; small ribosomal subunit
Molecular function (GO): structural constituent of ribosome
Source: RefSeq, a predicted model, not a curated record